Paramecium sonneborni is the source of this 1178-nucleotide messenger RNA. The record is from the annotation of a GenBank genome assembly. Lineage: Eukaryota; Ciliophora; Oligohymenophorea; Peniculida; Parameciidae.
AUCCAAUAAUGAUUUCAAGGUACUUAUCAAGAUUUAAAUACAUGGAUUAAUUAUAAAGAUGUAAAUGAUAUAAAUAUGAGAGUCUUGUAAAGUACAAGAGAUACAGCUAAAUGUGAUUUAAUCUAAUUUAAUAAUGAUUUUAUCAAUUAGCAUUAGGUUAAUCCUCUGGGUUAUCAAAUUCCUGGUUUUUAUAAUUACAUAAAAUAAGAAAUUGUAAGGAUUAUAUUAAUAUAGAUUUAAGGAGACAUAGAAUCAUUAAAUAAAGCAUCUAGUCAUUAUUUUAGUAAGGAAGGUAAAUUAAUAAGACCAAUGUUAAAUAUGCUUUAUGCUAAUCAUAUUGAUAAAAAUAGCUAAAAUACAGAAUAACAAAAGAUCUGGGCAGCAGUGAUAGAAAUCUUGCAUGUAGCUAGUUUAGUACAUGAUGAUAUAUUAGAUGCAUCAGAUACAAGAAGAGGAAUACCUGCAUCUCAUGUCAUUUAUGGUAAACAUAGAGCAACAUUCUCAGCUAAUUAUUUAAUUGGAAGAGCGUAAUUAAACAAUAUAAAAAUAAUAGUGGCAGAAAAAUAUCUGAAUUUAAUGAUAUUAGGAUGUUCUAAAUCUAUUCAUAAAUUAUGGAUAAUUUGACUAAUGGUGAAUAUUUAUAAGCAAUGAAAUAGAAGAGUUUCCAUAAUUUUCAUAUCACACUAUAAAAUUAUAUGAUUAAGACUUAUUAUAAAACAGCAGCUUUAAUUGCUAAUAGUUUAUAAGGAGUCUGUUAAUUAACUACCAUUAAAGAUACAGUAUGUCAAAAAUCAUUUAAUAUUGGAUUACAUUUGGGUGUUGCUUUCUAAAUUAUUGAUGAUGUAUUAGAUUAUACUUCUAAUACUGAAUAAUUAGGUAAAACUAGUUUAAAUGAUCUUAAAAGUGGAGUAUUAACUGGACCAGUAUUAUUUGAAUUGUUUAAUCAAUAAAAAAAUAAUUCACCUGAAUAUCAACUCAUGAACUCUGUCUUAUUAGGUUAAUCUAAAGAUUACGAUACUGUUAAUUCUAUUGUCUUGGCUGGAGAUGGCAUUGAAUAAAGCAAAUAUUUAGCUUAUUUACAUACUUAAGAAGCCUUAAAAAUAUUAUCAAGCAUCAACUCAUAACCAGAUUAAGAUUUGAUUUCUUUGAUCUUCAUGUUUAUCAACAGAAAUAAAUGA